GAAGAGAUCGCGAGAAACGACGCGUUUAAAAGAGACUGAAAUUAUUUCGAAAAUCACGGAAAAUAUAGAACUUUAAACGCCUGCCAGAAUGCUGAGAUCGACGGUGCCCGUGCAGCUAACAAAACUGCGAAACAGCGCCGAGGCCGUCGCGUCCAUUGCCCGGGAAAAGGGCUCCCAAAGGGGCCAAGGACAAAAGCAACAGGUGGACAAAGAGCUAUCCACCAUCAUGGAAGAUUUGCAGCGGGAUUACGGGGAUUACAAGUACACGGUGUACCGGUGCGCCAGUAAAUUUGUGGCCCUGCAAAAGAUAUUUCACACUGGAAAAAUCCCCUACAAGCUGGUUUUGGCCAUUUUGGAUCGCCAUAACUUAAGUGGCGGCCUGGAGCUGAUGGUUCCUCCAUUCCAGUUGACCUCCCUGCUCCACGACGUUUACUUUGCCUGCGAAAAGCUGGGCCACUUCAACCGGAAUGUGGACUAUCAACUGGACAGGGCAACCGGGCUGCUGGCAAACUUCUUCUGGAAUGUCUACGAUCCGCAACGCAGACACUCCAUAUCUCUGCUAGAGAUCAGGAUCACCUUCAUACUGCUGUGCAAGCUAUAUAGCAGCGAUCACCUGGUGGGCGACAUCUUUAGCCUGCUGGCCGAUCCCAAGUCGCAGAUCAUCUCCAGAUAUGCAUUCGAACAGCUCCUGGCCACGCUGAGCAAGUUACUCAGCUAUUUGGGCGAGGCCAAGGCCUAUGGCGCCCACAAUCUGCCGCUGGCAAUGGAGCAGUGCUUUGCCCGCUGUCCGCAUGGCGUUGGCGGAUUGACCGAGCCGCAGUUCCACAAACUCUGGACGGGAGCGGGUGUGCAGACGCGGUUCCUGAUCUAUGGCAAUCUGCUGGCACUGGUGAAACGCAUCGAGGACACGGAGCAUCUGAUACACAGCAAUUCCUGUGCCGGCUGUCGUAAGGAGCACAUUGUGGGCAUACGUUUCCGGUGUCAGGUGUGCAGGGAUAUAUCGUUGUGCCUGCCCUGCUUUGCGGUGGGUUUCGCUGGUGGUCGCCACGAGCCAGGGCAUCGGAUGUGCGAGGUGUUCGUGGAGGAUCAGCCGCCCUUGCGUUGGACUCGCCACCUGGCCAAGCUGUGCGGCUGGCUGGUGAUGCCCCGCAAGACACAGGAAGAGGAGCGUCGCGGCUUCUGCAAUGCCCAAGAGAGUGGGCCCGCCUUGGGUCAGACCGCUGCCACGCCCAUUCCCGCGGAGACGCGCAGUGUGCGCAGUCAAUGCCAGGAGAAGGACCGCACAGUAAUCCUCCAGCAACAGCAGCAGGAGCUGUGCUCCCUCACGGGACUAGCCAGCGAGGCGUCCAGCAGGCUGCAGUCCAUCAUCGAUCGAUUGCUGUUGCAAAAUGCGAAACUGGAAACCCAGCUGCAAACAGUGGCCACAGCAUCUAGCUCGGAAAUAUCGCAGUUCCUAAGCGCCCAUCAGUGUUUUCUGCUGCAGAUCAUCGAGGAUAUGAGGCAGCUUUCACAUUCAUCAGCGGCAGCUGCACCACUUGCGCCAGCGCCUCAAGUGGCUCCUUCAGCUGCGCCGCUAGUCAGCUCCACUUUCCUGAGCUCCAGCACGCCUCAGAGGCAGAUAUUCGACAUGUAUGCGCCCGUGGGAGCCAAUCUCACGCACUCCAUAAAUGGCGCCGAACUUAAUCGCAGCUACCUGGAGGCAAACAAAUCGGAUUACUCCCUCAACGACAUAAGCUUGUGGUUUGACCAGCGUCGCUCGAGUGUCCAGCCAGGACCUGGAUCCCUGCCGGCGCCACUGUCGCUGCCCAUGCCACUGGGUGCUCUGCUGGAACAGCAGCCGGCAAACGGCGGAGAUGGCCGCGACACCGAGAUGGUGAACUUUAAGCUGCUGCUGCACAAGGUCAAGGAGAUCGUCGAGGACUCGUAUAGCGACAAUGCCGAACUUUCUGCGGCCACUCAAAAUCUGGAGAACGUUCUCGAUAGUAUCAUUAACGGCGAGGAGCAGCAGCGACGCAUCAGCACGUGAUAAUCAGAAUGCCACAAUGCCCACAUAUAGAUUCCAGCCCGACCAAGUCCAACUAGCUUUAAGUUGUAAAUGUUUAAAUGUACUUUAGACACAAUGACACGAGUCACGCAUUUAUUAUACCCUUUUUCUAUUCACAUGUGCUUUAACAUUCGCAUUAAUGCUUUAAUUUGUAGAUUACAACUCUGACAAGAAUGCAAUAAAACCUAUUGUUUUUUACAAAUAAACAACAUUAAACACAA
Messenger RNA from Drosophila santomea, 2265 nucleotides. RefSeq names its product dystrotelin (gene dah). The record is from RefSeq and is a predicted model, not a curated record. Gene Ontology annotation, cellular component: plasma membrane. Bases 89 to 2026 code for a protein of 645 amino acids. NCBI's taxonomy places the organism in Eukaryota, Metazoa, Arthropoda, Insecta, Diptera, Drosophilidae. Gene Ontology annotation, biological process: synaptic signaling. Gene Ontology annotation, molecular function: zinc ion binding. The transcript is spliced from 6 exons.